Ornithodoros turicata is the source of this 1161-nucleotide messenger RNA. Its product is annotated as phospholipid scramblase 1-like. The record is from RefSeq and is a predicted model, not a curated record. Gene Ontology annotation, molecular function: phospholipid scramblase activity. The transcript is spliced from 8 exons. NCBI's taxonomy places the organism in Eukaryota, Metazoa, Arthropoda, Arachnida, Ixodida, Argasidae. Gene Ontology annotation, biological process: plasma membrane phospholipid scrambling. Gene Ontology annotation, cellular component: plasma membrane. The coding region runs from base 148 to 897 and encodes 249 amino acids.
GGAGGAGGAUGAAGAAGAAGAAGAAUGUUCUAGUUCCGCGUUCGGGCUGGAUGUAUCACGGAAUAUUCAGUUCUAGUGCACCCAGUUCAAGCAUAAGUGGCAGCGCUGUGAGAGCAGUCGCCGACAAAAUCACAAGGGCGUGUCUUGAUGGAACAAAAGACUGGCCUUGAGGGACUGGCGGAGGAGAACCAAGUGUGGUUGCAGUUCGACCCAGGUUUUGGCGCGGAUGAACCACAUGGUGGGAGUUUUUGGAAGCAAUUCGAUCCAUAUGUAUAUCCUUCAUGGUUGUUCAACGUUCAAGGCUCGAAGAACAACGGCCUAUUAUUUGUGAGGAAAGAUUUUACACCACACCCCCUUCUUCAAGACUGCUUCGGUCUUGCAAGUACAUCAUUCACUGCUUCAAUGUGCCAAAUGGAUGGCGCUGUUGUGAUGGUUUUCCAGCGCCUUCUGAGACUCCAGGGCGGUGUUAAGGGAUGUUUCUGCUGUUGCCUCGGACAGGAGAUGACAAUUGGAGUUCCUGUUCGAAGAGAAAUAGCGUCUAUUUCCGAAGAUUGGACCAUAUGGGAUACCUCCCUCACAAUUUAUGACGCCAAGGGAAUACCUAUGUUAAAGGUUACUGGCCCAACUCUCCCGUCGUAUUGGUCCGGCGUGAUCUCAACGGAAGUGUUCAAGGUGAAAACAGUUGCAGGCACUGUAGUAGGCGAGAUAUGGGCAGAACAUGACAUCAUCAGAGUCACCUUCCCCGUCAACCUGGACGUCCACAUCAAAGGAUGUCUCAUCGGUUGCGCCAUUUUGGUCGCCUUCAUGUUUGACUUCAGGGGUUGCGCCAAAAACUGCGACCAACUAUUGAAGCGGUGCGUAAGUGACCUACAACGGAAUACGACUGCCGGAGUUUGACGAUUGUUCGAUUGACGGAGAGGUGCCUGUUUUAUACAUAGCUGGACGUUUCCUCGUCCAGAGCUGUUCCACGGUGGAAACAGCCGUUCAUAGCCAAUGGUCACCAUGUUCCCUGAGGCAAACAAUAUAGUGAGUGCAAUACGAUCAUCGAUGCGGGAACAUCCUGUCCGUCGAGUGCAAAGACUGUAUAAAGGUGCUACGUAUAAUGUUUCAGAUCUGAAAUGUGAUGAAAGUGCAGUCAGUAAACCCGGCCUAAAAGUCGCA